Procambarus clarkii (red swamp crayfish) is the source of this 3532-nucleotide messenger RNA. The record is from RefSeq and is a predicted model, not a curated record. NCBI's taxonomy places the organism in Eukaryota, Metazoa, Arthropoda, Malacostraca, Decapoda, Cambaridae.
UUGGGAUUCUGAAAAAUAUGAAUAAUUAUUUAAGAAAAAUCUUCCCAAAGCUGAGUCUGCCAGUUGAAGACCCGAAGUGCUUCCAUGGGACCCCCUCACGAGAUAAUUUCUCCGCCCUCUACAGGAAUCUUUCUGUCCGGAACUCUGCCAGCGGUAGAAAUCUGGUUGACUCUAAGCUGCAUCCCUAUCUACUGAGUGAAUCUGUCUAUAUUUACAAUUACCCGUGUCCUUGGAACUUAUUACUUCCACUACGAGACCAGCUUCGUCAGGAACUGGUUUUUCAUGAUGCAAUUCUUAACAAAGCUAAAAUGCAUCUUAAUCAUGCCGUUAAAAGUCUUCUGAACAAUGCUACGAAAAAUAUUACCAUAAUCACCGUGCACGUUCGAAGGACAGACUAUUUAAAUUACAUAAAAGUCAACUAUAAAUUAAAACCACUGAAAAAGACUUAUUUUCAACGUGCAUUUAAAUUCUUCAGGAACAGAGUAGCGUCUCCGGUGUUCGCAGUGAGCAGUGACGACCCAGAAUGGUGCAAAAACAAUAUCAUGGACAAGGAUGUUGUAUUUGUUGGUACCAAAGAUCCUGUGUUGGACAUGGCUUUGCUGUCCCUCGGAGACCACCACGUGAUAACGUACGGAACCUAUGGCUUCGUCAGUGCCUUCCUUGGUGCAGGCAUCAUCGUCUACCCUGACAAUAAAGACAGGCCUGUUUUUCCCUGUUUAAACUCUACGAUCUUACAAUCGAUAUCCAGGAAUUAGCUCAUAUCAUCAACCAGCUGUUUCAUUAGGAACAUAUGCGUUUUAAAUGGAACAUUGAAUCAUUAGUGAUUUCAUGCAAUGCCUUAUCCAGUAAAUAGAUACAUAAAAAUUAGAUUCGUCUAGCUUUUUGUUAGGGUUCGCUUUCACUUUGAUGUCCAAAGGGUUUGGAAAGGUUGAGGGAGGUAGAGAGAUGGGGAAGGGAAAUUAUGGAAGAGGAUGCGGGAGUAGAGAGAGAAAGGAGGUUUGAAAGUUCGGUAGCCUGUUCACCAUGGGUUGGCAUAUAUGUGUGUAACGUUUGUUUGGGUAUGUGUUACGUUGGGUUGUCAGUACAUUGGCUGGGUGACUAGUGUUUGUGUCCUAGCUGGUGUCUGGAAGCCCUAGAGCCGAUGGAGUUGGCUGCAGGAGAUUAAUCUUAGUAACAUCAGGUGGUUACUCAUCUGGUAGCACAAUUUUUUUUAUUUAUUUAUUUAUUUAUUUAUUUAUUUAUUUAUUUUUAGGUAUAAUAAAAAAUACCUAAUCCGGGUCCGGGAUGGACCACUAUCUGGGUCAUCUGGCAGACCACUUAAUAUUUGAGGUCUUGGGAAGGUCUGAUCAUGGAUGUGUCUGGUCACUUUUUAUUGGAGAAUGAUUAACAAAUCAACAAAUCCACAAGGGCCGUGACGAGGAUUCGAACCUACGCCCAGGAGCAUCCCAGACGCUGCCUUAAUCGACUGAGCUACUACAUGGUCAAAAGAGCUGAAACCGAAGUUCUACUGUCUUACUGGAUCCUGCAGCCACUCCGAGACACAAACCAGGGUUUUACACAACUCCUCCAUGCACUCGAGCUAUGUCAGUAGGCCGUUCUCCCUCUUCACCCUUAACUCAUUUACCGACCCAUCCUCAGAUGGGUCGGUAAAAAAAAAACUCUUUUUACUAGGAUUGCCACCCCCCUGUUGAUUUCCCUAGUGGAAUAUCUCCAAAGAGAGAUGUGCUGGUCCAGUCGAGCUGCUGUUUCAUUGAGUAAAAUAAUGUCUGGCAACCUCCAGGGUGAAGAGGUAUCUGUUGUUGAAGUAAUGUCUGUUAUUCACUUGAAGGAAUGUGAUCCCCAUUAUUGGUUGUGUGCAGUAUGUGUUUGUUUGGCUCGAGUGCCAGUGUUUGUUAACUUCGGUUUGGCUUCUGAUGUGUGUGAGGGUGGAGGACAGGUCUUUUGGGCCAGGGAUCACGUUUUCGGAUCCGAUAGAAGGUUGGGUGGGGUUUUCCGCACGUUGCCGUGCAAUUGGGGUAUCUUCGUGGUCGCUAUUGUUCUCUAUGUUCACGUCUGUAGUGCUGGAGUCACUCUCAGAUGGAGUAUUAGGGGGAACACCUGCCCUUACCCUGUCCUUAGGGGAUGAGCUGAUACGAGUGUUGGCCCUGCGCCUCUUGGAACUGCAGUGUGUUGGACUGCAGUGCGUGGGGCGCUGUAUGCAUCCAGGGUUUCUUAUGACAAGAGUGCGUGUGAUGGCACUGACUAUAAUAUUGUUAGUUGGGUCUACUGUAGUAAUUCUCGAACUGGGUGUUUGCCAGGCUACCGGGAUGGAGGGGCCGCGGUGAUUCUGGGAGUUUGGUGUCACUUGGAUGUUGGCUGUGGCCAGGAGGUGGAUAGUACUUAGGAGGGGGGGGGGGUGCAUGGGCCUGGUCGGCGGCUGUUGUGCUGUGUCAGAUAGGCGAGCGAGUCCGCGGACAUGUGGAUAGGGGACAGGCCAUUGCCCUUCCUGAGUGAGUUCCAGAAUCCCAGGACCUUCACCGGGUUGUGUGGAAAUGCAAAUUGGGCAAAUGCUAAGAGUUCCGCUCCUAAGCUGGGUUUAGGAUCGGGAUUUGUUGCGAGUGGGUUAGGUGUUGAGGCCUGCUGCGGUUGGUUCUGGGGUUUUCCAGGUAUAACCGUGAGGUCAAUGGGCUGUUGGUUGCUUUGAUGUUCCUCUUGGGCGACCGACUGGGCCUGCCACCCUGGGAAUUGUGCUUGUUGUUUGUUGGAGUCACGCAAGCGUUUAUUGGUGGAGGAGGGGCAGGAAUGGUGGUUGCUGCUUGUUGACGAGCAGCUGUCACAGUUUCUUGUGCUUGCUUCAUUGCAUCCUGUCUAUGAGAACAUAGGUGGGAGAUUGCAAUGUGUGCACCAUUGCACAGUGCACACUUGGUCAUUGGGCCUGUGCAUUCUUUGUAGUUGUGUUCCCCUGCACACCUGCUGCACUUGGGAGUUUCAAUGUUGCAUGGAUUGAAGUAGUAGUCAUACUGGAAGCAUUUGAAACAUUGAGUUUGUGAAACCUCUGUAGAAUGAUUUGGUCAGGGUCAGACUUGAUGCCAAAGACAGAGAAGCCUAAGUUGCAAGCUUGUGUUGCUUGCUCCGGUGAGGCCAGCGUUAGCUUCAGAACUUGGUUGUUGUGGGAUUUCGUUUUGAACCUGUGUGCCUGAAUUACUUUAAAAUUCCUGUUUUUAAUUAGAAUUUCUGCAGAUAUCUCAUUUGAGUGUUUUUCACCCUUAACUUGUGUUCCGUAAUUCUGAUUCAUCAAAAUGGCAAAAUUUAUAUGGCAUGUUAAUAUCUAGUGUUACUCAACUGGCAUGUAUAUGGCAUGUUAAUACCUAAUGUAACACUCAAUGGCCACAGUGAGUGUUAAAACUUUGGCCUCGGCAUUGAUGUCCUGUAAUUGGUGGGAUUAAGAAUAUUACAGCUAUUGACUUGAGCAAUGAAGUGAUAAUGUUAAGGCUUCUAAUCAGAUUUAUUUAUUUAUGUGACACUAUAAAAAAUAAAUUAUUUGAAGACCACA